Messenger RNA from Acaulospora colombiana, 1092 nucleotides. Lineage: Eukaryota; Fungi; Glomeromycota; Glomeromycetes; Diversisporales; Acaulosporaceae. The record is from the annotation of a GenBank genome assembly.
AUGAAUAAAUGUCAAGUUAAAGAUAAACGUCGAUACCCCUAUCACAUGUUAUUCGCUAAGACACAGAUGAACAUGGCGCACGGAACUCGGAGGUGCGGUGCAUGUAAAAUAGAAAUUGGGAAUUGCGGGAGCACGGAUAGCGUGCUUGAUAACAAUGCAUUCUUUUUCGUUCGCGAUUGUACAAAAAAGAGAAAUGGCAGAGUCAAAUCCACUUACGGAAUUUCAUUUAAAUUUAGACUGCCAUUUUUACCCGGUGGAGCUAUAGAAUACAACCAUAUUCCUGUGUUGUACGUUUGCAAUAAGAAUCUCAUUCAGAUUCCUCCGAAUCCAAGGAAUCCAUUGGAAGUUCAAUUGGAUUACCCAUAUGUGACCAUCAAAGAAGAAGUUGCCGGAUUUACUCCUCCGACAGAUCUCGUGAACUGGUUGAACGACGGAAACAAGCCAAUUUAUUUUGGCUAUGGGUCGAUGCAUAGUUUUAGCGAUUCUGUUGGUCGUGUGAAGUUAUGGCUGAAAGUACUGGAUAAACUUCCGGAAUUACAUCGAGCCUGUAAAAUUACCAGAACUACAAGCGGCCAUUCGUUCAGGUCGGGUUUUCCUAGUUGGACAUAUUCCUCAUGCCUGGCUAUUCCCACGAGUUGCCUGCGUGGUACAUCAUGGAGGUGCAGGGACGUCACACGCCGUUGCCAGAGCGGGAGUUCCAUCUGUGGUGUAUUAACUGACGAAAAAAUCCAAGAAAGAGCUGAGGAGUUGGGUCGAAAGAUUCGGAGCGAACACACACACUCACCAAUAUCAAACAUUGUAUCAUUUAUUGAACAAUAUUGGGAUCGAGAGAAAUGGGACGUGAUGACGUUGUAUGACAAUGAAUCUACAAUGGAAUCAUGGAUUCAGGAUGAAGAAUCCAAUGAACCGGAAAUCACGAUUAAGGAGGAUAAUUUAUCAGAUGUUGCAGGCGAGAAAGCCAAUGAGUCCGAUGAUUCCUAUGCUAGCCAACCCCUGAUAGUAUCCACCAGGUCGAGUGCAUUUGAAGUGAACGGAAAAAGAAUGGAAGAAAGUAUAAUGGUACCAACAAAGAUCGAGGUUGAAAACAUUAUG